AUUAUACGUAUGACGUUGACUGUUAUCAGUUGAUUAAAAAGUGAUCAUUUGACACUGGUUGAACGAUAUUUUUAGGCCUAAAUGUUGAUAUGGGCUGAAAUUUAAAUAAACAAAGCUUUGUUUUAUAGACAUAUAUGUAACAUGAUCAGAUAUUCCGAGUGUUGAGCUUUUUGUGUUGCUUGAAGUGACAGUUACUGCUUGGGUAAUGUAAAACUCACGAACAUUUUACUUAUCUCUAGUAGAUAGGGUUUUAUUGUCGGUAAGUUUGUCAACGACAUAGGUGCUUUAGCCAAUUCAGAAACAAGCAUAACAAGAACCAUAUCUGUGGAAUGAACAGAACUGAACAACAACAUUCGAUAGCGUUAUAUACAUGUUAUAUAACAUUUUCAGACGGCAACGUUUACUCGCGCUAUAACGAGGAAAGGGAGAGAAGUUAACAAUUAAACCAUGUCAGAAGAAGAUACAAGCCAGCAGAAAUGUUGCAUUGACAAAGUAACAUUUUAUACUUAUGUUGCUGAAGGUAGAGUAGAGCAAGUGAAGGCUUGUAUAGAGGCAGGUCUCCCUACUGAGAUAGCCACCGCCACUGAGGACACAGAGAGUCCACUACACAUAGCUGUACUAGGGGACAGUGAAGAAAUGGUAGACGUGCUGUUGUCUAAUACCAACUUCGUCAUGGCCACCAACAUGUACUGGAAAACCCCACUACACUUGGCUUGUGGCAGUGGCAGACUCGAUGUUGCCAGAAAGUUGUUGCAGCACGGCGCUGAGAUCGACUACAAGGACUGUGGGGAGUGUACGCCACUCUUCCACUCCGUGAACAACAACCAGGUGGACAUGGUCCAACUCCUCGUUGAAGCAGGUUGUGACCUUGAUACUUUGAAUGAAGAGCUGAUAACUCCUCUAGAUCAAGCUCUACUCCACAACAGAAAGGAAAUUAUCUCCCUUCUUAUCAAGGCAGGAUGUGCUAUUGACAAAUCAGACGGACUCAUCUACUACCCAGAUCACUAUGCAAACCACAUUGUGUUUUCACUGUUGGUCAAUAAUGACCUUGGCAACAUCAAACUGCUUAACGACUGUGGGUAUACUAUGAAAUAUUCAUAUAUGCAAGAGAUGUUCCAGAAGAAGCAUAUUCUAGCAAUGGAAGAGGAGGCCUUCAGGAUGCUGAUGAGAAUGGCCCAGAAUCCUCAUAGUUUGAGCAACUUGUGUAGGACAUGUAUACGCAGGACGUUACAGGCAAAGAGAUAUGUGAGUCGUAAGUCUUUGGACUCCAUGAUAGACAGACUCGAUGUUCCAGAGAAAUUAAGACGGUAUCUCUCUGUCUGUGAUACAUGAUGUUCUCAGGAUAUAUUGUUGAUGAUAUUAUGUAAACAAGUGCAGAAGUGUUUUUGUGUCAGAAAUGGACACUGCCUCCAUGGUUUAGUGGAUGAUCAGGAUGCACACUUCUGGAAUAAAAUGAAAAGAAAA
Molecule: messenger RNA, 1464 nt
Organism: Haliotis rubra (blacklip abalone)
Lineage: Eukaryota; Metazoa; Mollusca; Gastropoda; Lepetellida; Haliotidae
Product: poly [ADP-ribose] polymerase tankyrase-like
Exons: 6
Coding region: 448-1332 (294 amino acids)
Biological process (GO): intracellular signal transduction
Cellular component (GO): cytoplasm
Molecular function (GO): protein binding
Source: RefSeq, a predicted model, not a curated record